AUGGACAGUAAAAACCAUACGAGUGAUAGGGCUAGGGCGUACCCCACAGGUGACGCGCAGGGCAGCACCCGGCUCCUGUGGGAAAUGGACAAGGGUUGUCGCACCAGAACGGGCGGUUGCCACGUAAGAAGCGAGCUUGAAGUGUCGGGGACAAUGGACGCUAUUUUUGCACUCCGCCAAUUGUACGAGAAGUACAGGCGUGCUUACAAAAACCUGCACAUGGUGUUCAUUGAUCUCGAGAGAGCCUAUGAUAGGGUGCCUCGUGAAGUGUUAUGGUGGGCAUUGAAAGAGAAAGGUUUGCCUGGGAAGUAUGUGGAGUUAGUCCGUGCUAUGUACAGGGGAUCCUGUACCUACGUCCGAUUGUCUGCCGGCAACACCGAGCAGUUCAGUGUGGCUGUAGGGUUGCACCAAGGGUCGGCUCUAAGUCCUUACCUCUUCCUGCUAAUUAUGGACGCUCUAAAGGCGAACAUACAGGAGGAGGCACCCUGGUGCAUGCUUUUUGCCAACGACAUUGUACUGAUUGGUGAAGAUGGACUUGAGAUCCAGAGCAGAUUGGAAGAUUGGCAACAGAAACUGGAGAAUGUUGGCUUGAAAAUAAGUAGAACGAAAACUGAAUACAUGUUCUGUGAUUUCGGCGGUCUCUCCGGUCUUGAAGCCAUAGCGCUUGAUGGCGUGGCCCUUCCAGUCUGCUCCGACUUCCGGUAUCUCGGUUCACUCAUUCAAGACGAUGGCAAAAUAGAUCGAACGGUGAAGCACAGGAUUAACACAGGGUGGAUGAAAUGGCGGCAGGUUACAGGAACAAUUUGUGAACCCCGUAUUCCCCUUAAACUUAAGGGAAAGAUCUAUAAGACCAUGAGGUGGGGACGACUCAAGAAACGAUGGAUGGAUUGUGUGAAAGACGAUAUGAGUAGAAAAAAUGUUACUUGUGAGAUGACGUCCGACAGAGAAGUAUGGAAGAAGAAGACAUGCUGCGCCGACCCCAAGUAA
Molecule: messenger RNA, 987 nt
Organism: Vanessa tameamea
Lineage: Eukaryota; Metazoa; Arthropoda; Insecta; Lepidoptera; Nymphalidae
Exons: 3
Coding region: 1-987 (328 amino acids)
Source: RefSeq, a predicted model, not a curated record